UUCGCACUACAACAACACAACACAGAAACAGCAGGACGUUUAGCAGACUAAAUACAUGCCUGUGCAUUAUUUUGAAUCAUACAAUGUGAUGAUGAUUAGUUCGUACCGUUAAUCUUUAUGUUUUAUGUUGCAUUUUCUUAUUAAGACAUGUCUGGAAUUUUAGGUAAAACUAUCGAAUCCCUUAACACUUUGCUCUCUCCACUAAACACAAGUGUGGGGUUAAGUACUAAAAGUUUGUUUGAAAGAUGUAUGUCUGCAAGAACAAAACGAGAAGAAGAGUGGAGCUUUCAAGAUUCUUUAAAAACCAUUCAGCAACGCCUGUCAGAGCCGGGCGUUCGUUCCUCAGCUGUUAAGAAGAUGUUGGCAUUUGUUGUUUUUGCUGAGAUGAUGGGAUAUAAAGCUGAAUUUGCGUACAUCCAUGCCGUCAAACUUGCCCAGCGUGGUUCUCUAGCUGAGAAGAAGAUGGGAUACAUGGUGUGUGUGCAACUUUUGAAAGACUGUCAUCAACUAUCAAUGCUUCUUGUCAAUACUAUUAUUCGAGACUUGGCCAGCCGUAACAUGGUGACAAUAUCUAUGGCCUUAGCAGCAACUUGUCAUCUUAUACCACCAGACCAAGCAUCUGCUGUGCUUCCCAUGGUGGCUGACAAACUUAGCCAUUCCAAUGAGUACAUUCGUGGGAAAGCUGUGAUUGUCCUUCACCACUUUUUGCGCAUUUGUCCGAACCAAGCUAUGCAUUACGUUCAUAGAGUCCGAGCAUUACUGGGAGACAGUGAUCCAGGAGUAGUUGCUUUGAUUCUUCAAUACCUGCUUGACUUAAAGCUGGAACAGGAUCACGAGGAAUUGACAAAAGAUCUUUGUUCAUCUAUAGUCUCUAUUCAAGAUCAAAUUCUCCAUGGGAAACUACCCAAAGAUUAUUUACAUCAUGGUGUAUCAGCUCCAUGGACCCAACUUACUAUUCUUAAGCUAAUAAGACAACUCCAACCACCUAUCUUAGAUGUACAAAAAGUUCUUCAAGAUACAUUCAAGGCAGCGCUAGGUGAUGGCAAUAUUAGUUCUAGUCCUAAUUUAUCGGCAGCUAUUGCAAUAGAAUGUUUGGUGACAAUGCUAGAGUUAGGUGUUGCAUCCAGCAAAUUUACAUCAUUAACAAUGUCGAACAUUGGGCAUCUACUUAUAAGUCAUAAUAUAAAUUUCAGGUAUGAAGGACUGAACCUACUUGAGACUUUAAUAUCUCACCUUCAAGUAAAUCUGACCAGAGACCAACAAGCUGUUGUGCUGCGCUGUUUACAACACCCAGACAAUGCCAUUAAAGUGAAAAGCUUGCAUCUUUUAUGUAAAAUUGCUGACAGUAGUAGUGCAGAGAGUAUAUGUGAUCAGAUCAUAGACUUCCUUAAAAAUCACUGCUCUAAUACUCAUCUUCAAGAGCAAUUGGUUUCCUUAGGAAUGUCACUUUCUGAAAAGUACGCCAGCAACACCAACCACUGGCAUCUUGCAGCUCUUCUAAGGUUACUUCCCAUUGCCAAAGAACAAUCUGCGUCAAUUCAAGCACAGCUGAAAUUUGCUCUUCUUGCAGUUUCAGAAACAGAAGAUGAUGCCUCCACUCCAAAUUCCGCUCAUCAUAAAGUACUUGGCUACUUAACUAAACAUUCAGAAAGUAAAGUUGCUCCUACUUCAAUUCUAGAACUGUAUGUUUGGAUGUUGAGUAAUUUCCAUAGAUUACUUGCUAAGGAAGCUGAUGACCGUGCAGAACACAAGACACACGUAUUGGCACUAGAAAAAAUUGUGUCCCUUGGACAGAAAGUAUUUCAAAAUCAAAUUCAAGGAAGUCUGGAAACUGUUCCUCCAAGAAUUCGUAAAUUGAUGUAUGAAAUAGUGGAUGCUGCAAGAGUUGUUGUUUUGAACAAUUUUGAACCAUGUCCGCAACUUGUUCUCUUUUUAAAGACCAUUGUCUCAGCUACGUUGACGCGAGUAUUUAGUGACGCAACUCUUCGAUGUGCAUGCAAUGAGUUACUUGGUAUUUUAUCAGCCUGUCCAGAAUUAUCUGAAAUCAACUUAAAAUCUAGCAACUUAUCAGAACAUCCAGACUUUACUCUUACUUUCAUGGACAACUUUGUCUGUGGACAUUUAGAGAAGGGAGGCACUCCCUACAAAGCUUUGCCUGCAAAGCCGGGUUCCCGAGCUUCUGUCCUGUUGGCCUUGGAAUUAGAAAGAAACCAUGGUGAUAGUGAGUUGUGUAACAGUAAUCUUGUGGUUGCUGACUGCAGUCUUGGUAGCUCUGUGCUUUCUUUAGCGGGUACGGAAAGUGCAAGAAAUGUUGCCGGAAGUGUCUCUUCUGUCAGCUCAGAGGAGUCAAAAUGCUGGACAUUUACAAGCCAAACACAAGAAAUUGACUUGAUGCCAGUUUGGACCAAGGAGGGCCGAAUCAAAGCGGAUGAUUCAACUGAAGCUGAUUCUUCAUCAUCAUUCACUGAUGGUGUAUCAGGCCCCUCUGAUGAAACAUCACCACAACUCCAACCAGGUCCCUCAAUAUCAUCAUGGCUUCAAAAGUCAAUGGUUGACGACCCCUUGGACAGCCUGCAAAAAGACUUCAAAGAGUUCUGUCACUCAACUGACCAAGUUCCUCAGUCAAACUGAAUCCAUGCAAUAUAACUUUUGUAUGUCAUCCAGAUAUUUGAGUCUGAAGAUUUUAUUUUGUUGUGAUUCCACUUGGCUCAUGUGUUGUUUUUAUUGUAUUUUUUUUUUAGUUAGUAUAUUUUAAUGAAGCUAGAAAUGUCAGUAAUCAAUUGCACUUCUUGUUGCAAACUUUUACCCACAAGCAGGGUCUACGUUUAGUACCAGUACAAAAAUUGUGGGUCCAGUUUUGUUUUUAAAUACUUUUCUAUUGUAUCUAUGACAGUGGCUGUGAUUUCAAGGGAAUCAUGAAAGUAACAAUAAUUGUUCUUAAUGUGACUUCUGGCAAGUCUCUGGAUGAUUUAAAAAUCUAUUUUGAUAUUUGUAAAUGCUGUUAGUGUAUCACAAACAGUAUAUAUCUGCUUUAUGUGUUUCAAGUUUAUCAAAAUAUGAUGUGAUGUAAAUAGGCAUAUAGGCUAGCAAUGAAAUCUGUGAUCCUGUAAAAGUAAAAUGUGAUCCUGGUCACAUUAUUGGGUUGUGAAUACAGUGAAUACAGUAAAUACAUGAUGUGUGUGGACUGUCAUACACAAAUUAUACUGUAAUAAGAUUUUGCCAAGUUAAGGUCUAAUCAAAUAUUUCAUGGUGGUAAAAUGUAAAUGGGGGAUGAGGAAAAGUUUCAUAAACACUGCUCAAAACAUUUCAUAUUUGUAAUUCAAAUCUUGCGUUAUGCUUGAAGGAGCCAGUACUAAUAAAAUACAUUAAUCAGAGCAAAGAACCUUAUAACAAAAUUCUAUGUGGUCUCACUCAGUUUUAAUCAAAUGUCGGGAGAGAGGAGAAGAGAGCGCGCAUCUAGCAAGAACCACUUACAAAUUUCACUCCUUAAAGCAAAUUUGCAUUCCCUACACAAACGCCUUGGUUCAGCAACUUUUUGUGGCAGCAGUUUCCCAUUUGUAUUCAAGAUAUUCAAUUCAGCCUAACAAGUGUCACUAAUGUGUAGGAGUUAACUUACGAAGCUGCAUUAACCAAAUGUGAUGUUUUCUUUUAAAAUUUGACAAACAAGGAAGAAAUGUGUUUAGGACUGUAUCUACUAACUUAUUUCAGUUUUUUGUAUACUUUUAAGUCCUUUUUGUUGUUGGUUGGAAGCUUUCAACUUUCUAAUCGAGGAAAGGGAAAGAAAGCAUUUGUUUUUAGGUCUUUUGAUUUCCUAAGCAGCAUCCAUACUUCACUGCCAUAUCUUUUAAGUGCAAACUGAAUUGAACUUUAAAAUAAAAUAAAAAAAGUAAA
Thrips palmi is the source of this 3891-nucleotide messenger RNA. RefSeq names its product AP-4 complex subunit epsilon-1-like. The coding region runs from base 148 to 2631 and encodes 827 amino acids. Gene Ontology annotation, biological process: intracellular protein transport; receptor-mediated endocytosis. NCBI's taxonomy places the organism in Eukaryota, Metazoa, Arthropoda, Insecta, Thysanoptera, Thripidae. The transcript is spliced from 11 exons. Gene Ontology annotation, molecular function: cargo adaptor activity. Gene Ontology annotation, cellular component: membrane coat; AP-4 adaptor complex. The record is from RefSeq and is a predicted model, not a curated record.